UAUAAACUGGUUAGUUCGGCCGAUUGAACUAAUUUUGAUCGGUGAAAACAUAAAUGGCGACCCAUCCGGCUCCGUUCAAAACAAUGCGUUAAACUUUCGAAAAUAUUUUAGUUGUUAGAGAGGAAACACACAAACGAAACUGUCAUUUCUAAUCAAAAUCAAAAACUAAAAAUCUUCAAUCAAAAUAAAAAAAACUGUUAAUGGCGAUGGAGGAGAAGAAGGAAGCUCCUCCUCUCACCAUUUUCAAAGAUCUCAAUUUUCUUCUUCAGUCGUUGUAAUUGUUUGUCAAGUUGAGGUUUUUUUUUUUAAUUUGGUGAUGGAAAAAUAAGGGGAGGGUAUUGGUUUGUGGUGAAGUGUGAAAAAAAGGUUAAUGUCUUGUGGUGGAGGAGGAGGAGGAGGAGGAGGAAGAGGAGAGGAGAAGCAAUGGAAUUGUAGAAAACCGGGAUCAGUCAAUUUGCAACGAGUUGGUUCAAUUGUUCGCGAUAUUGGAGACCCUUGUUUAGCUCAAUCCACUAUAAAGGUAAGCAGAAUGCUUAAACCAGACAAGUGGCAAACAACUUUUGAUAGUGAUGGGAAAGUUUCUGGUUUUCAUAAAGCACUCAAGUUGAUUGUUUUAGGGGGUGUGGAUCCAGCUAUUAGGCCAGAAGUUUGGGAAUUUCUACUUGGUUGUUAUGCUCUGGGAAGCACUGCUGAGUAUCGGAGGCAGCUGAGGACAUCCCGGAGAGAGCGCUACAAGGAUCUGAUACAACAGUGCCAAAUGAUGCAUUCAAGUGUAGGAACUGGUGCCCUUGCAUAUGCUGUGGGAUCCAAAGUUAUGGAUAUGAGAACAUCAUCCAAGGAUGACAGAAAAUUGGAAGCUAAAGUCGAACAUAGACGUGCUUCUGCUGAUACUACUGAGAAAUUAGAGAGAUAUAGUGAUUGGAAUAAUAGCUGUACAGAAACAUCACAUGCAUGUGAUAGAGAGAGUUCCAGUGAUUCUGGUGAGCUUGUCAGUAUGAGGGGAAGUGUGGAAAGUGCAGCAUAUGAUUAUUCUUGUUUUUUACCUACUUCUAUCCCAUAUAGUGGUUCCCCUGAAGGAGGGGGUGAAUCUCUUGGAUCGCGAUAUGUAGCAGGGAGUUAUUUAAAUUUUCCUUCUUUACCUGUUACAGAUUUAUUUAAUCGGGGAGGAGAAGAUACAGAGGAUGGUGUUAUGCAUGAUAUUGAACCUUCAACACUACCAGAAUUGAGAUUUAGAGACGAUAAAAUGCACAGUUUUCAAAUUAAUAACAACAUAGGUUUAAUUGUCGAUUCCAAUGGUUCACCAUCUAACUAUGUUUCUCAUCACAUCUCUGAAAUUGAAAUAGUUCAUCACGAUGAUCAUGAACCUAUAAUACGGUCAAAUAGUCAGUGUUACAAAAAAGAAGUAGUGAACAGAUUGAGAAUAUCUGAUGCUCCAGAAACACCCAUGUCAAAGGUAACAUCUCAAGAAGGGGCUACUGGAGAAGACAGAGUAACUGAAUGGCUUUGGACAUUGCAUCGGAUAGCUGUUGAUGUGGUACGAACAGAUAGUCAUCUUGAAUUCUACGAGGAUAAGAAGAAUUUAGCUAGGAUGUCUGAUAUCCUUGCUGUCUAUGCGUGGAUUGAUCCUGCCACUGGUUACUGUCAAGGUAUGAGCGAUUUGCUAUCUCCUUUUGUCCUUCUCUUUGAGGAUGAUGCUGAUGCAUUUUGGUGCUUUGAGAUGCUUCUUAGGAGGACGCGUGAAAAUUUUCAGAUGGAAGGACCAACUGGAGUGAUGAAGCAGUUGCAAGCAUUGUGGCAUAUCUUGGAAUUCACAGAUAAGGAAAUGUUUACACAUUUGUCACGUAUAGGUGCUGAAAGCCUGCAUUUUGCAUUUCGAAUGCUAAUGGUUCUUUUCCGACGGGAGUUAUCUUUUGAUGAGGCUCUUCAGAUGUGGGAGAUGAUGUGGGCUGCUGAUUUUGAUGAAACCUUGGCCUGUGAUUUAAUGGAGAACUGCCUGGAGGCACUGGUACUACCUCUUCCGAGAAAUUCUGUACUGGAAAUGGAAAAAGAAAGCAUGGAAAAUAGUAAUGGUAGCUCAAAUGACAGCUCACAAAUAAAGGAUGGAAACAUUGAGCACCCUGUGUCUGAGAAUGCUGCAAUAAAGUCAGGCUCAGCUUAUCCUUUAUGUGGUUUGACAAGGGGGUUUUGGUCAAGAAGUGAACCCAUGCAGAUAAGUGCUGCAGUCUCAUCAACUAAGAACGGGGAUGAUGAAUUACCUGUCUUCUGUGUGGCAGCAAUUCUUAUUAUGAACCGUCAGAAAAUCAUUCGAGAAACUCGCUCAAUUGACGAUAUGAUUAAGAUUUUCAAUGAUAAAUUGCUGAAGAUUCAUGUCAGAAGAUGCACCCGCUUGGCUGUCAAGCUUCGAAAGAAGUAUUUUUACAAGCUGAUUAGAAACAGGAGUCCUUCAUCUCAGAAUGGUGACUAGGUUCCACCAUUCUUUAAGUAAUAGAAGGAAGUACGGUUUGUGAUCCAAAGUUUGAGUUGCUAUGCAGUAAUGUGGAUCUUUUACAAUGUAAUCUUUGCUGCUGCUGCCACUCAAAGUCUUAGUUCAAUUCUAUGUACUUUCAUUCUCUCCUCCAUGACUUUUGCGAGCAAGUGGAGGAAGGAUCAAUACGUGCAGAGUUCUUUUUUAAUGCUUGUGGUUGCUGACAAUUUAGCUGUUACGGAUACUUCAGACAGGUUGAUUUUUCGGGGUGAAGUGAGAUUCAUACCUAGAAGGGUCACCAAAUCCAGCUCAUCUAAGUUUUUAGAUUUGAAUGCGUCAUUUAACGAGAUGGAUGGUGAUGGGAGGUCGACUGAUGCAGCUGUAGAUGUCAUGUCAUUCCGUCUCUUCUUCCUGUAUAUACCGGAUAAGAUGGUGCACCUGCCUGUUGAUUUAUCGGAUAAUUAUGGAAAAUUUUCCCAGUUCCCAUGUUUUUUCAUUUUUGAUAAAGAAGAUGAUUUCCAUUUGUAAUUUAGGGGAAAGUUUUAUAUGAAAUAUUCUUAUGAAAUGAAAGACGAGGAAUGUCUUACCA
Mercurialis annua (annual mercury) is the source of this 3053-nucleotide messenger RNA. RefSeq lists its product as uncharacterized. NCBI's taxonomy places the organism in Eukaryota, Viridiplantae, Streptophyta, Magnoliopsida, Malpighiales, Euphorbiaceae. Gene Ontology annotation, biological process: activation of GTPase activity. The transcript is spliced from 13 exons. The record is from RefSeq and is a predicted model, not a curated record. The coding region runs from base 371 to 2464 and encodes 697 amino acids. Gene Ontology annotation, molecular function: GTPase activator activity.